This is a messenger RNA of Cotesia congregata, 1170 nucleotides long. The record is from the annotation of a GenBank genome assembly. NCBI's taxonomy places the organism in Eukaryota, Metazoa, Arthropoda, Insecta, Hymenoptera, Braconidae.
AAGGAAGCGGUUCAGUCGUGGUUAAGCGCCACGGUAGCACACAGCCGCAAAAUGAAGGUCCUCAUCUUGGUGGCCAUUUUGGCCGUGGCAUUAGCCGAAGAUAAAAAAGCCGAGGAUUCCCCAACGUCGGAUUCGCAGAACGCCCAGGUGGAGAAAAAGACGGAAAAGCGCGGCCUCCAUAGCAGUUAUGGAGAUUUUGGAAGUUACGGCGGCAGUUGGGACCAUCCCCACGAGGAACACGUUAAGACUAUCACCGUAGAGAAAAAAAUUCCGGUUCCGUACGAAGUUACCAAGCACGUUCCGUACGUAGUGGAGAAACACGUUCCGUACGAAGUCAAGGUCAACGUUCCGCAGCCCUACACCGUAGAGAAACACGUUCCGUACCCGGUUAAGGUCUUCGUAAAGGUUCCGGUCCACGUUCCGCAGCCGUACACCGUAGAGAAGAAAAUUCCGUACGAAGUUAAGGUUCCAGUGGAUAAGCCGUACGAAGUAAAGGUCUACGUUCCGCAGCCUUACACCGUGGAAAAACACGUUCCGGUGCACGUAAAGGUUCCUGUUCCGCAGCCUUACACCGUGGAAAAACACGUUCCGUACCCGGUUAAGGUUAAAGUGCCGGUUCCUGCGCCGUACACCGUAGAGAAACAUGUUCCGUACGAAGUUAAGGUUCAUGUGGAUCGGCCCUACCCGGUUCAUGUGCCCAAGCCUUACCCAGUGACUGUCGAGAAGCCCUACCCGGUUCCUGUUGACAAACCGGUGCCUUAUGAGGUCAAGGUUCCUGUGGACAAGCCCUACCCAGUUCAUGUUGAGAAACAUGUUCCGUAUCCGGUUAAGGUUCCUGUUCCGCAGCCGUACACCGUUCACAAACCUUAUCCGGUGCAUGUGGAGAAACCUGUUCCGUAUCCAGUUAAGGUUCCGGUGGAUAAGCCUUACUUUAUUGAGAAGAAGGUUCCUGUUCCAGUGGAAAAGGAGGUUCCGUAUCCUGUCAAGGUUCCUGUUCCGUAUCCUGUGCAUGUUCAUCAUGAGCACCACACUGUUCAUCAGCAGGAACACCAACAUCAUGAAGAGGAGCACCAUCAUGAAGGCGGCUUUGAACCUUCUUCUGGGUAUGGACAAGAUGGCGGACAUGAGAGCCAUGGCCAUGAAAGUCAUGGGUAUGGAGGUUAUCACUGA